Messenger RNA from Xylaria bambusicola, 1582 nucleotides. RefSeq names its product ras family-domain-containing protein. Gene Ontology annotation, molecular function: GTPase activity; GTP binding. The coding region runs from base 355 to 1023 and encodes 222 amino acids. NCBI's taxonomy places the organism in Eukaryota, Fungi, Ascomycota, Sordariomycetes, Xylariales, Xylariaceae. The transcript has 5 exons. The record is from RefSeq and is a predicted model, not a curated record.
UAGGUACCUACCCACUACCGCCUGCUCAGCUCACACUGGGACCAUCAAGCUUCCAACUCACUUCAUUCAUCCAACGUCUUCUAGGCAGAGACCGUUUCUCUCGUCACCACUGUUUCGCUUCCACCACAACGACAACCCCUCACCAUCCGCCUACCUAGUAUUGUCGCCUCGUCUAUCUCUGCCGUGCCGACUCUUGCACGCGUCCUCUCUCGAUAUCAACAUCCCUCAACCUCUCUUUUUCCCGAUAAGAUACGCCGUGCCCCCCCAAUCGGCCUCCUUUGUCUCUCGAUCCGCUUCACCCGUGCAGCGAUCAUCUGCGCCCUCCUGACUACCCGCACCGCAUAUACUAUCGCAAUGGCUUCUCGGGCAGGGCCUGCUGCUGGCCGUGGCAUGAACACCCGGUUUGCACAAUUCAAAUUGGUUUUGCUAGGAGAGUCUGCUGUAGGAAAGAGCUCGAUAGUACUAAGAUUCGUGAAGGAUCAAUUUGACUCGUAUCGAGAAUCGACUAUCGGUGCUGCUUUUCUCACACAGACCAUAUCCCUCGACGAAAACACUACCGUCAAGUUCGAGAUUUGGGACACUGCCGGUCAGGAGAGAUAUAAGUCGUUGGCGCCCAUGUACUACCGAAACGCCAACUGUGCUGUAGUUGUCUAUGAUAUUACCCAAUCCACAUCCUUGGAUAAGGCGAAGGCAUGGGUGAAAGAACUACAACGACAAGCAAACGAGAAUAUUAUCAUUGCUCUCGCCGGUAACAAAUUGGAUUUGGUAAAUGAGCAGCCAGACAAGCGCGCCGUACCAACAGCGGAAGCGGAAGCAUAUGCCAACGAAGCAGGCUUGUUGUUCUUUGAAACCUCGGCCAAGACGGCGGAAAACGUGCAAGAACUGUUUACUGCUAUCGCGAAGAAGCUUCCGCUCGACCAAGUCGGGCCUCGUCACACGCGGCCCGGCCAGCGACCCGGUGGUGUCAGUCUAGGACCAGUCGAGGGCAGGGACACACAGGCAGGAGGGCCUUGCAGCUGCUAGAAGCGCUUGUUUGUAAGCGUGGCAGCGUUCGGGGUCAUAUAGUGAAAGGGAAGUACACUCGGUAUCGUAGUAUACGUGCUACUUAUACAGCGUAAGCGGACACUCCACAUUCGUUCCAGGGCAGAGAGGUAUCCACGGAGACUCUCAAGACAGCGCAGGCAAUGAGCAACUGAGAUAUGAAGUCGGCACGUCGCGGCGUGCAGGAGUGGAGAUUGAUAUAUCAGGGGGUGAAGAAGCAUGAGAGACUAAUUGCAAAUAUGAUGUAUAUUCAUUCCAUAGGGGGCUCUCUCGGCAGGAUGGCAGUACGGGGUUCUUCGUCUUGUUUUGUUUUUCCGUGUUUCUCGUGCUUUUAUAUUUUUGCCUGGUCGGUACUUGGGAUUCUUGAUGCGAUUCUGAAGUAGGCCAUUGGCCGAAUAUUGAUCGUUAGCUAGACUAUCUAGAGGAUGUGAUCAGAUGAUCAGAUAGGGAGCAUGUCUAUCUAGGCUACAACAGUGCUACGGGCUGCCGAAGAAUCGUCAAGGACGAGUAAUAUCACAAUAGAAGAGCAUUCAAUCUUCCA